UGUUUACGUCAAUGAGCAAAUGGAAAAAGGUGGAUUUAAGAUUAUUGUAUGUAUAUAAACUUCUUCUACAAAUCAAACAAUGAAAUCCCUCUCUCUUUUUUGAGGAUUGCAUUCCAAAAUUCCCCAAUGGCCAAUUCCAACACUCUGCCUCUCUAUGAAAAAGUUGGAAUCAAAAGAACAAUUCAUAGAGCAAUGGAUAUUACAAUAUUAUCCCUCUUGAUUAUACUCCUCAGCUAUCGUAUGUUGUUCAUCCACAGCCAUGGCUUGUGUUGGCUCCAAGUCAUUGCCUUGUCGUGUGAGUCAUGGUUCACUUUCAUCUGGAUCCUCCUCGUCGCCACCCGUUGGAGCUUUUUCGACUACAAAACAUACCCUCACCGCCUUCUCAAGCGGGAGGAGGAGCUUCCACCAGUGGACAUAUUCGUGACCACGGCGGAUGCAGAGCUGGAGCCGCCAAUAAUCACCGUCAACACGGUGUUGUCUUUGUUGGCAGUUGAUUAUCCGGCUGAAAAACUUGCUUGUUACGUCUCCGACGACGGUGGUUCUCCGAUUACCUUCUAUUCUCUGUCCGAAGCGCUGAAAUUCGCUAGAAUUUGGGUUCCUUUUUGCAAGAAGUACAAGGUUCAAGUUAGAGCUCCUUUUAGAUUCUUUAACAGUAAUAAUAAUAAUGACGACGAUUAUUUAGUCUCCGAUAGCUCGCCGGAGUUCCGCCAUGAGUGGAAGAAAAUGAAGGAGGAGUACGAGAAGGUGAGGCAGAGAAUUGAGGAAGCUGCCCUACGUGACCUGACCGGAGAGCUGCCCCACUUUUGCAAUAUGAAAUCGAAUAAUCACCCUCCCAUUAUUAAGGUGAUAUGGGAGAACAAGGAAGCAGCUUAUGAUGGAUUGCCUCAUUUAAUUUAUGUAUGUAGAGAAAAAAUACCCAAACAUCAACAUCACUACAAGGCUGGGGCCAUGAACGUUUUGACUAGAGUAUCUGGAUUGAUGACGAAUGCUCCUUAUAUGUUGAACGUAGAUUGUGAUAUGUUUGUGAAUAAUCCCAAUAUUCUCUUACAUGCUAUGUGUCUUCUUCAAGAUCCAAUAAUUGACAAAGAAUAUGCUUUUGUUCAAUUUCCUCAAAGUUUCUACAACGGACUUAAGGAUGAUCCCUAUGGAAACCAAUUUCAUGUUCUGCUCGAGUUUAUAAUUCGUGGAGCGACAGGGCUUCAAGGCCCGUGCUACAUGGGGACAGGAUGUAUUCAUCGACGAAAAGUCUUGUAUGGUCAAUCUCCAGAUGGUACAAAUAUUUUUGGAGGAAGUGAUGUGAACAAUGAUGAGUUAUUGCAAAAGACAUUUGGAAAAUCUGAGAAUUUAAAGAAGUCAGUCAUUCAUACUUUAAGAGGUACUACACAUUAUCCAACGACUCGUCCAUUGGACUCCCAUUAUUCCCUAGGAGCAUUGAAGGAGGUUGCAAGUUGUGAUUAUGAAUACAAUUCUAGCUGGGGUGCAGAAGUGGGUUGGGUAUAUGGAAGUGCAACAGAGGACUUGUUAACCGGAAUGACAAUACACAAAAAGGGUUGGAAAUCAGUUCUUGUUUCACCAAAUCCAAAGGCAUUUUUAGGAUUUGCUCCUUCAGGAGGGCCAACUUCUCUAAGGCAACAAAAGAGAUGGGUUACUGGCCAACUUGAAGUUUUAUUCAGCACAAAAUCUCCCAUUUUUGGUCUUAUUUUUGACAAACUUCAACUUAGGCAAUGCAUGUUCUAUCUUUGGAUUUCGCUUUGGGGAAUACGUUCCAUUCCUGAGCUUCUCUAUUCUCUUCUUCCUCCUUAUUCUCUCAUUGCCAACUCUCCUUUCUUCCCCAAUGUACAACAACCAGCUGCAUGCAUACCACUUUUACUCUUUGCCAUCUACAACUUGCAACAACUAUUACAAUACUUGGAGGUUGGGCAAUCAAUUAGGGCUUGGUGGAACAACCAAAAAAUGGGAAGAGUAAACACAAUGUCUGCCUAUUUAUUUGGAUUUAUAGGCAUUUUGCUUAAGCUUUUAGGUUUAUCAGAAAAUAUGUUCGAGGUAACAAAGAAGGGAUCGUCUUCUUCAAAUGAUGAUGGUGAAAUGGAAGAAGAUUCGAGUCGAUUCACAUUUGAUGAUUCAUCGUUGUUCGUGCCAGCCACGACAAUUUUGAUAAUACAGUUGGUGGCACUUUCAAUCGGUUUGUUGAGAUUAGUGGAGGCAAAUCAUGUUAUUGAAGAAGUUAUGGUGGGGGAGAUGAUAUGCAGUGUGUGGUUGAUUUUGUGCUUUUGGCCAUUUUUGAAGGGGAUGCUCGCAAAGGGAAGAUUUGGAAUUCCUUGGCCAACCUUGUGCAAGUCUAUUUCUUUGACAUUAUUGUUUGUGUCCGUUAUGUUGAAGAACUAAGUAGUGUAAGAGUUUAAUUAUGAACAUUUAUUACUUUUUUUUAAGGAUAUUUACAAAUUCCAUAAUUUCAACAUCAAGAGACUAAAUUGACACGGAUUAGUAAUUAUAAUAGGGAUCUAAAUUUUAUUGUAUAUUAAUUAAUUGGAAUGGAAGUUAAUGUAGUAGAUUGUAUAUGAUCUAGAUUAUAUUGACAUCAAUAAUUACCACCAAAAGGUUGA
This is a messenger RNA of Benincasa hispida (wax gourd), 2603 nucleotides long. RefSeq names its product cellulose synthase-like protein H1. The record is from RefSeq and is a predicted model, not a curated record. Gene Ontology annotation, cellular component: membrane. Lineage: Eukaryota; Viridiplantae; Streptophyta; Magnoliopsida; Cucurbitales; Cucurbitaceae. Gene Ontology annotation, biological process: cellulose biosynthetic process. Gene Ontology annotation, molecular function: cellulose synthase (UDP-forming) activity.